This is a messenger RNA of Trichobilharzia regenti, 421 nucleotides long. The record is from the annotation of a GenBank genome assembly. NCBI's taxonomy places the organism in Eukaryota, Metazoa, Platyhelminthes, Trematoda, Strigeidida, Schistosomatidae.
AUGGCCUAUCUGCUACCCUGUCAUAUUCAGUCAUAUAAUCAUUCACUUCUCAAAUCAAAUUCAAAUGUCACUCAUACAUCAAGAAUUCACCUGAAAAGAACCAAUGAAUUACAGGAAAAACAAGAAUCAAUUUACCCGAUUGGGUGUAUAUAUUUCCAGCUAGAAUUCCCGUCAGCACAAUAUUCCCAAUCACCUCUACCCCAAUCAACACAAAAUGAAGUGCAUCUUCCUCCUCAUCUGCCUAACCGUCCUCGUCAGUCAAACGCAAGGCUUGAUUCUCGAUAAGAUGUUCAACAUUCUCCCUCCGACAUUGAAGAAGCUGGUCAAGAAGGUGGUCCAUUGGGCUUGUCCGAAUGAGAGGGCACCGAGCGUAGGUGGUGGGGCAUCAGAUGUGACGACUACGAAGAAGGUGACGAAGACG